This is a messenger RNA of Branchiostoma floridae (Florida lancelet), 1495 nucleotides long. RefSeq names its product somatostatin receptor type 5-like. Lineage: Eukaryota; Metazoa; Chordata; Leptocardii; Amphioxiformes; Branchiostomatidae. The coding region runs from base 257 to 1483 and encodes 408 amino acids. The record is from RefSeq and is a predicted model, not a curated record. Gene Ontology annotation, molecular function: G protein-coupled peptide receptor activity. Gene Ontology annotation, cellular component: membrane. The transcript is spliced from 3 exons. Gene Ontology annotation, biological process: neuropeptide signaling pathway.
AAGCGCCACCUAUCAAGUAACUACUGUAAAGCAAGCGUCGUGAACGAAGGAACGGCAUUUACCCACUGGGAGUGGAACACCCUUCUAAACUAACAGGAGCUGAACAUUAUGACUUUAAUGACUCCUUUUGUUGAAGGAAUUCUAUAAUUUUGUCAGGGCUUCCUUGUAAAUCAGUUACUCGGUUGACUGACGGAACCAUUCAUUGAAAAGUAAACGUUUGUGUUUGAAGACAUUUGUACGUGGAAAAAAAGGCAAAAUGGACGGCUACAGCUAUGAUUCUACGGUCGAGAGUGACAACAACAACAAUACGGACGAAAUCUUCGAUUCUUUCCUCGAGAGUGAAACGAACAGUACAAACUGCACAAUCCAACCCUGUGAGUGUGACAAACUCGUCCUACAAAACCUGAUGCCGUAUUACGUUGUCUUCAGCUUGCUCGCGCUGGCUGGAAUCAUCGGCAACGCUCUGAUCAUACUGGUACUUCGGAAACACGAAAAGGCGCGAACGACCGCCGAAAUCUACGUGCUAAACAUGGCGACUACGGACCUGCUGAUGUUGUCUAUGGUGCCCAUACUGGUGACACGCAACAUCAUGAGCUAUAAAUGGAUCUUUGGCGACUUCUUGUGCCGUGUGUACUAUCUCAUAGCUGGGUUGAACAUGUUUAAUACCGUUUUUAUCCUCACUGCCAUGAGUGUGGACCGAUACUUCUGCGUCUCGCGUCCGCUACGCUCCUUGGACUGGAAAACCACCAGGACCGCAAAAAUCGUCUGCGCGUUGCUAUGGGUGGUUGCCACGGUGAUAGACCUCCCAUGGGUCAUCUGGGCUGACAUCAUGCCGUACUGUGAUAUCGAUGCUACUCCCAUGUGCGUGUACGAUUUUCCGAAGUACAACGGAGACGACCACUUCUGGGAGCGCAUGUCGGAGAUAGGUGUGCUGUUCUUGUCCUUUGUGAUACCCAUUAUCCUGAUCACGGGAACGCACAUAGGGAUACUGUAUCACGUGAGAAACGCUGCGGCAGGGUUGGACCGGACACAACGGUCACAGGAGAAGGUGACAAAGAUGGUGUUCGCCAUAGUGGUAGUGUUCGUCAUGUGCUGGUUGCCGAAAAACGUGGCUUACCUCGCCGAGCGUUUUGAUUGGUUUGACGCGCCGACCGAACUGCAAAUCGGGUUCGAGAUGCUGCUGAUCACCAACAGCGCCAUCAACCCCUACCUCUACACCAUAUUUGGGCAACACUUCCAGAGGAGGCUCAUGGGAAUAUUCUUCCCAGCGAAACAUCGGCGAAGCAUGGUGACCCGAAAUACGGUCAUGAGGAGUAAGAACGGGACGCCCCCUGGCGAACGUCGUCGGCACGACAGCGCCAAAAACCACUGGUGUGUGGAAGUGGAGGCUCAAGUAGAGAACACGGAGGACCGGAGUCUGUCCGCGUCCGAGAAAGAAACAGAACUUUGCGGCAACGUUCAAGUUCAUGACACUCCGGUCUGAUAAUGAGUGUCA